AUGCCUCAGGAUAUGCCCCCGCAGGGGGGCUACUUGCCCGUGCAGUACAAGCGCAACAUCCCUGCCCGUGGCUUCCGCCCCAUCUACUACCUUAUCGGAAUGGAUAUUGACGAAAGGGGAAUGAACAGUGAACUCGCUCGUGAGAAGAUGUGGGGCCGUAUACACAUCAUGCCUCUUCUCCAGGCCGAGGAGGACCGUGACCAGGCUCGUCGGUACUUCGCCGACAAGGCUCGUGAGAAGGAGCUCCUUGGUACGGACGCCAAGAUCUACAACUCGGACCGCUUUGUCCGCCCUACCUUCACGUAUACCCCCAGCAAGGUCACUCAAUAA
This is a messenger RNA of Aspergillus niger, 330 nucleotides long. RefSeq lists its product as uncharacterized. The transcript has 4 exons. The record is from RefSeq and is a predicted model, not a curated record. The coding region runs from base 1 to 330 and encodes 109 amino acids. NCBI's taxonomy places the organism in Eukaryota, Fungi, Ascomycota, Eurotiomycetes, Eurotiales, Aspergillaceae.